This is a messenger RNA of Cladocopium goreaui, 8904 nucleotides long. Lineage: Eukaryota; Dinophyceae; Suessiales; Symbiodiniaceae. The record is from the annotation of a GenBank genome assembly.
AUGCUCCGACCUUUAGUGGGCCUAGUGUUACUCGUGCAUGGCAACUCUGGAUGGUGGGCACCGGCGAAUGCCACCGACCCGCCGGAAGGACCAUGGAAGGCCUGGGCAAGAACGAAAUCCCCGAGACUUGUGGAGCAGAUGGACACCUUCCCUGAUUCCAUGGACGGUGUGCGAACAACGAUGGGACCGAGGAAUUUGGUCCUUGGCCGACUGGUGAUCGCCGUCCUGAUGACGGUGGCGUGGAUCGUCAGGAGAGCUGUUCGGAUAGCUGGCCGCUUGAUGUAUCAUCUGCAGCGUUUCUUUGGUGGAACGCCAGAAGCUGUGGAUGCAGAGUACCAUGGUCCUGGAACAGGAUCCACUCCCGAGACUGCAGAGCUCCGGAAGUUCAAAGCUGGCAGCCAUGACAAGUGGAUCGUGUUGAAGAGAGCGCAGGACGUUGUGGUUUUUCGGGUGGGGUCUGAAGCUCAGGCCAUCCGUUCUAGUGGUAUGUAUGUGGGAGUGGAACCUGACAGUAUGAGAGGUUCCCCUGCUUUGAUGGCAGAACUCCAUGGCCACGACCGAGUUCAUCUUUGUCGCAACGAGUCUUGUCCAGAGGAUGGGCAACACUUCAAGGUGUAUGGGUUAGCCAAGAAGUACGACCCGGAGAAGUUCGAACUUGCACUUGCAGCUGAAGGCGCCAAGCAAGCAGGCAGUACGCUUUGGCGCUGGGCGUGGGCUGGUGGAAAGGUGGUCAAGGACAGGAUGGCAGAUUUUGGUUCAGAAUCUGAAACGGAACAUCUUCCUCGCAACGCUCACAGGGUGCGCUGGUCUUUGGACGGAGGUGAUGUUGUACUGAGCGCCGGGCCUUGUACAGAGUCAGCUAAGGAGCAGGUCACGCUUCUUGCUGAGGAUGAAUUUCAACCACAUGCUGUAGGUAGUUUUUGUCCCACUCAUGCCAACAAGUACCUUUGUACUAGGUAUAUUAAGAAGUGUUGUCACACUGGUUGCAAGCGCUUAGGGAAGGCUUCAGCUUCGGGUGUGAACGUGUGUUGGGCACAUGAGCAAGAAGGGAUCGGCAGACGUUCUCGCUCCCGCUCUCGGGACCGACGUGCACGGGCAGACAGUGAUGAUGGCCAAGAACGUGAUCGAGAUCGCGGAGGCAGUCCUCCGGGAGAAGGUCAACGCGUUCCGGAUGGGGGCUACCAAAGUCUUUUGGACGAGCUGAAGGAGAUGCGUGAAAGUCUUCCCAAAGAAAGGGAUGGGGAAGGCCUCGAAAUCACCAGGGGUGACCCCGAAGUCAUCGGUUCACAGGAGCUUGGCAAGGAGUUCUUUGAGCGCUACACACAAGGGCGAGAUGUUGGUUUGUCAGAGAACCAGGUUCGACGAGCUAUGGCUGAGGAGAAGGGCAUGGGCAUUUCUGAACUUAGCCGAGUUUUGCAUCGUUUGGGAUCAACAGAACAAUCGAGAGGACAGAAAGGGCUGACAAAGUUUCUAUCCAAGUGGAAGGUGGACUUUGAGGAUGAAGAGGAUGUGGCUUUGGGUGCGUCCGACGCCAGUUCCAUACCGAGAUCAUGGAGCGUUCUCAAUUCCGAGUCCCCUGGGAAGGUGUCGACUCCGCCGGGUUUGGCAGAAACCCCACCACAGGUGCUGGAGAAGUCGGGCACCAGGUUGGCCAUUGGGGCCCCUACCAUUUAUGGCAAAGGCGACAGACGAGCUGGUGCGGCAUCAGGCAGUGGCGCAGACCCUAUGGCAGCUUUGGCACAAGCAAUCCAGUCACAGACCGUAGAAAUAGCAUCUUUGGUCAAAGCACAGACGGAAGUGUCUAGCCAUCCUCAAGGUUCCGUGAAGGGCAUCAAUCGUCUGUCAGAGGAGAUGAUAUACAUCAUGCGAGCAUGUGACCAGUACAAUGUUGCAGUUUGUCCAGGUGAAGUUGGAGGAGCUUUGGCAAAUGCGCUGAUGGCGGCACAGAUUGGCGCGGCUACCAAGCUGAGGGCUAUGGGUUUUCGCCAGAGGAUGACUCAGAGGCUCGCGGUUGGUAUUGCAGGGCCAUACUGGGGCUCGCAGGAGAAGUUCUGCCUUGGAGCGUCGGACUUUAUCCACUACACGGACGCUGAGUUGGACGCCUUUGCAACAGACCGUCAGGUGAAGACGGGGGUUGAACAGCGACCGGCGGCCCCCACCAAGUUGGAGGAGUGGACAGCCAGGGCAAGGAGACAAAAUCAGGUGUGGUGCCUGGUCUAUGGCGCUGCAUGGAAAGAGGUGCGAGAGCAUGCCUUGGAGACUUUGGCCGAAUGGCACCAGGAAUGUCCUCACAAGUGGCCUCUCAACGUGGUGAUGGAUGCAUGGGAGGAGCUGCACUGGCGUUUCUUGGAGGAGGUCAAGGAGCUGAUCCGAGCGCUGAAGAAGGUUGCAAAGAGGGAGAGCAUGAGCCAGCAGGGCUGGUUCAAAACCGAGUUGGAGCCUCGCAUUGAACGACGUCAGGAGAGAACUUUGUGGAGAUUGACAUGGGAUGGAGGUCGCCGAGACAGAGGGCAACCAGCCGGAGGAGUCCAAAGUGCGGGACAAGCAGCCGGAGGUGAUGGUGGACAAGGAAAGGCAAAGACCUUGCUCGGGCCAAAACUUUCUACUGAGGAGGUCAACCGGGCCCGGGAUCGAGCACCAGUCGACAAGAACGGGGUCUUGCUUUGUUGGGGCAACCUGACUCACCAAGGAUGCAAUGUGGCUCAAUGCCAGAGGUCCCACGAACCUUUGAGGGGCCAGUUCGAGCAGUUGGACCCCUGUGUUCGCAUGCAACUCAUUCGCAGAGGAGGUCUGAAAAGGAUGCGCCUUGAGACGAAGGAGUCAGCGGAGUACAAGAUCAAGGAGCUGCGCACUGGAGUGGCGACAGACAAGACAGAGAAGAUGGCGAAGCCCAAGCGUAAGGCUGGAGAGGCGGAGGCCCAGUCAGGACCUGAAGAGGGUGACGGUGGAAAGGCCGGUGGCACCACCUACCAAAGGGUUCGUUUUUGGGAUGUUCCUGAAGAGUUUGAAGCUGUGGACUACACGAAACAGGAGGACGUGCAGGAGCUGGUGAAGGCACCCGACCAAGAUUGGGCAGUCCCUGCUUCCCAUCAGGAGCGUGCUUACCAUGGUGGAGAGGAUGAUGCCCCAAGCGAUGCGGUGGCUUUGAUGAAUGAGGCCAAGCGUCUUCAGGAAGGGCCAGUGUUGCAAGCGUUGGCAGAGGCAUCAAAUGACUUGUACGCUUGGGCUGCGACGAGGGUGGCAAGGGAGCCCGCUUUAACCCUUGAGGAGCUCCUUGAGGAGAUGCAGAUGUACGGAGCGUCAGAUCUGGCCCAUGAAGCUGCAGCUUUGAUGGAGAGGCAACCUGAGGGUGGAAAGGCCGGGGAACAACCACGGCUCACGGUGAGAGACACCAUGUGGGCCCAUGGAGAACCAGGUCAAGGCAGUGUCGAAGUAGAUGGUGUGGUUUGGCGCACAUGGGACUACCUCGAGGACGUGACGAUGAACGAUGAGUUGGCAUCGGUCCUGGGGGUUGCUGAUCCGGGUGAGGAGAAGAGGCAGUGCGUCACUAAAACCAUGGCAGCCGGAAUUUUGUGGAGAAGACUCGGCCGCCGGCCCACCAUGGCUGAGGUCGUGGAAGAGGCCCGGGAACUUCGUUUGGAGCAAACCCGAAUCGCAGUGGAUGCGAACACGCAGAUGGGGCAGGCGGCAGAGUUUGUCACACCGGUUGAGCACGAGUUGAGGAUCUACGCUCACGAUGUGGUUCACCCACACCAUGAACGGGAUUUUCGGUCCUUUGCGGUGUUCCCCGUUGGGGCGUUGGAGGACGCAAGAGUGGUCGUCCUUGGAGCAGAUGUCAGAGGACGUUUGUUGGUGGAAUCCAUCGUGGGGGGCUCUUGGAAACCGGGCCAAUGGACUAUUUGUGCACUCAUUUGGAAAGGCCAUAUGGUUCUGGCCCAACCUCCUGAGGAUUUUGACCUGGAGACCUGGCUGGAGGCGGAGGAUGUGAUCUCUACUCCCAUUCUUGGCUUUAGUUUUUUCUGGCAUGCACGACAUGAUCAGGACCAGGCCGCAUUGCAUGUCGCCACUGCCGGUCGGGACGAAAAGCAGGGGAUGUCUUGGUGGAGCCUAGACGACAAUAGUCAGCUGGCUGCGGUGGCAACGGUGGCAGGAACAUGGGAGGCUCGUGAUUCCGUUCAGAUCCGCAACAGUGCCGGAGGUGACCUGAUGCUGCGGGAGCUUUUUGCAGGACAGGCAACUUUGACAAGGGCAUGGAAACAACGAGGUGGAAAGGCACUGGAGCCUGUGGAGGUGUAUGCAUAUCCUCACCAUCGAGAAGGUUACAGAGCAGCUCAUGACCUUCUUCGACCUGAAGUACAAGAUGUGCAUCUCCAACGAACACGCCACGGCCCUGAGAAUGUUGGAUGGGCUGCAUCGCCCUGCACAAGUUACUGUGAUUGGAAUCUGGAAAAUGGCGGAUCACGAACCUUCGAACACCCAGAGGGCGGCAGUGGUCGACCUCUCACGGAAAAGGAGAAGGAGGGCAACCAGUUGUCAGAAUUCGGGGCGAAGUACUUCCUCAACAUGCUGGAGAACGAUGGCUUCCCCAUCGCAGAGAGUUCUGGCGGCUCAGGGCGGUACCCCAAGCAAUGGGACUUGCUGUGUUGGCAGGCCAUUCUGGCCCGACCGGAUGUGGAUUGGGUGGAGUUCAAAAUGUGUGCCUAUGGCUUGGGCCCUCCUGAUGAGCCGGAUGCCUACUACCAGCACUUGACGCGGGUGGUCUUCCGCAAGCAUGCCGCUUUCAAAGCCGCCCUGUCCCGACGGUGUCCUGGGGUGAGCCCUACUCAUCGCCAUGUGGCAUUGAAAGGAUCCAGACCUGGCAGUCGGGCAGGUGGCUGUGAUGAGAAUGAAAAGAAGGUCACAGACAAUCCGCGGUGGGGCGAGCUUGAGGAAGCGGGGCUCAGAAAUGGUGGUGACAGUGAAGAAAACGAAGAAGAGAAGGGAGCAUCACAGGAGCCAGAAUGGGACCCUGACACAAGGCCUGGUCAGCCCAAGGGCAGGCUUGAACGUGUGGGAGACGCUUGGCAGCUUUUGAAUCCCGUGCCACGGAGUUACCAGCCGAUCAAGGAGGCCCUGGACCCGUCGGUGUCAAUGGUGGCGGACGAGGGCAACAUGGACCAAUCUUUGUCGGAAGUGGGAACUCCGAGUGCAACGGAUGAUCGCAACGCUUGGCAUGAGUUCAACGACGUCAAUGAGUUCGACGAUGUCCUCCAGGCUUCUAUCCUUGAUGGCUGGGAUGAUGACCCCCGUGAGGCACGCCUCAGCAUGAACUGUUUGGACAGAGAGGACCAGUAUUCGGAGAAGUACUACCUUCCGGAUGGGAGGGAUUAUUUCCAAGAAGGUAGAGGGCAUUUGGCGGUGUUCCAUGUGGAGCCACGGAGAACAUGUUUUGUCCCCUACCCGGACUUUGGGCAUGAGUUUCACCUGAGCCUGGACCAGCUGAGUGGAGAAAGGAUGACGGUGUGUAAGCAUUUUGGGCCACCGCCAGAGGAACGCCUGAAGUUGAGCUAUUUCUAUGAUUCUAUGACAACUGGCGAUCCCUGGGAGGAAGGGGGCCCUGAUCACUGGGAUAGGGGCGAUGGUGGCGAUCCCGAUGACGAGGAGUUCGAAGAGGAAGCCGAGGAGGAGUCCCCUACGUCUACAACGAGCUAUGGGAGCAGCCGCACUCGGUCCACAAGAAGAGCUGGAGGUCUACAACCAAAUCCUGAAGCGAGACACCUCGCGAGGGACUACGUGAAGUGUGUGGCCAACCUGGGCGAGGGCGCAGUGAGCGAUUGGGCGAGCGUCCUUCAAUGUGGUGAUGAGUUGCUCACAGCCGCAGGAGGAGUGGAGGAAGCCGCCCGUUUGUUGUGGGACGCCAGGAAGGAGGCCAAAUUGGACAAUCUUCGAGGAGUUCGGGAUGAGACCCUUGAUGGCGUGUUACACCCACUGGUGCUGGAGUACCUCAGAGCGGUGGAAUGCAAUGGAAUGGUUGCGAGACAUCCGGGCUCAAAGGCAAGAGUGGAAGCGGGGCUACAUCCGAAUGCCAAGAACAACCUGGAUCAGGUCUACAAGCAGAUCUUCAAGGACGUUCGGAAGCAUAGGGUGCUCGUGGUGAAAAGGGGCAACCAACGGCUGGGAACGACAGUCUCCUCCCCUUUUGAAGCGGUCGACAAGAUGUUGCCUGAUCGGUCCAUUGCCCCAGACAAACGCAUCGUCCACGACCAGAGGCAGGUGAACUCGCAAACGGACAAGUUGUGGCACCCGCCAGCGUUGCAGCCUACCCACCAGCAAAUUGCCCGGAGGAUCCUGUGGCACAAAACCCGGUUCCCUGGACUGGACGUUCUCAUUUCCAAGCGCGACAUUGCAGGAGCUUUCAGAUUGCUUUGGGUGGCUCCGGGAGAUGCUCAUCUUUUUGCGGGUGACUUGCCAUGGAAUGUGAAGAAGAUGGCCGAGGAGGAGGGUGCAAAUGGUGGGCAACAUGACGGUGAGGACAUGACCGUCAUCUACCUGGUCUCGAGCUUUGGUUUCAGCGGGUCUCCAGGUAGGGCCACAGAGGAUUACCAUAGGGCGCAUCGACCUGCGCGACCUCGACGUGAUGGGGCAUGCAGCUUCGACAGCAAGGUUUUGGUGGAUGAUUGCGUCCUCGUCGAGCCGGCGGUGGGAUUGAGACCGUGGGUGUCGGCAAGUUGUUACGAUGGGGUGAAGCUGAUGCUGGGGUCGGCCGCUGUGAAUGAGGAGAAGAACCUGGUGGAGGGCGUCUUCAGGCAUGAGCAGACAGUGUGGGGUCUCACAAUGAAUUCCAAGACGGAGCUUGCAUCUCUCCCAGCACGGCGCAUAGAGAAGGGAGCCCAUCUCUUGGCGCAUCAUGCAUUUGACUAUGACAUGGUGUGCCUGACUCUCCGACAGCUACAGCAAUUCAGAGGGAUCACUACUGGAUGGUCAGUGGUAGUGAAAGGCUUGAAGAAUGAGUUGAAAGCUGCGGAUGUUUUCCUGACGGGCGGUGAUGGGUCCUUGCCGGUCAAGCCGAAGGUGAGCAGCUACUUGGACGAAACCAUGGCGACCACUCGGGCGUGGGAAGAUUUGUGGGCGCUCUUCGAGAUGUGCAGGUGGCUAUGUGCUCGGCCAGAGAUGUGGGAGUCGCAAUUUUGUGCCACUUUGGAUGAGUUGCUUGACCCUCGUGAGAGGUUGGCUUUGCCGCGUGGACACCGUCAUGCAGUCUUCGUGUCCGCCGAUGCCACGGAGACGGUUGUUGGGGCCAUUGAUUGGACCAACGGUCAAGUUGCUCGGUUGAGUACUGACCAAGUGGGCCCUUGGUUGGAGGAGGCGCUCAAGGGAGAGAUGGAGGAUGAGAAGGUGGUCGUCUACGCCGGGGACAAUCAAGUCGUGCGGGCGUGGAUCACGAAGAGACAGAGUGGGUCUCGUGCUGGGCGACUGCUUCUGCGGGUGCUUGCUAUGUGCGAGAUGAGGUAUGGCUUCACCACAGUGGCGGGCUGGUGGCGAACUUUUCACAAUGUGGACGCCGAUUUUGUCACCCGGUGCACCACAAAGGAGUUUGGGGAGUACAUGGCAAAGAAGGGCUGGAGUUUUGUGGACAUUGGUCCCCCGAUCGAACAGGCAUCGGAGGACACGUCUCGUUUCGGCCUAUGCUUCCUUUCGUGGUCGAGUCCAGGUGACAGACACUUGAUUAUGCAACUGAAAGAACGUCGGAUGAGACGAGCAAUUGACCGCCCCUUGGGCAUUCCAUGGCCGGACAUCGAAGUGCUGGAGUGGGCAGUGCAAGGACGCAUGGUCAGGGACUUUGACAUGGCCGCGCGUGCUACGGGAGCUGCUCGAGAAGGUCAAGGAAUGGUCCGUUUGGGCAUGGGCACAGUGGGUUGCGAUAUCAAGGGCAAUCAGGUGAGGGCCUUCCUCGAAUGGGCCAGGCAGAAGAAGGUGGCAGUGGGGCUGAUCGAGGGCCCCCCUUUGGCAAACUGGGAGAGUGGAAUGGAAUGGUGUGCGGCUGUGGGCUGGGGCAACACUAUCGUCGUGGAGUUUGUCACUACGGAGCUGGGUGAAGCGCUGGCCAGACGGAGAAAAGCUUUGGUCGUGUCACCAAAUCCAAUAGAUGAGCAGAGUGUCAACCACCUGAUGGUGAAAGCAGUGGUGGCUACACCGCUGGGAGCAGUGGUGAACACCGGAAAGGUGGCUGAGGAUUUGGUGUGGAGGUUUCCCUACAAGAUGGAGUUGGUUCAGGGUGCCCCUCGCGAUCCACUACCACAUGUGGCAGCUCAUGUGUGGUGGGAGCAAGGAGCCAUGAGGGAAAACCUACAUGGCCUGACUGGCCCGGGCAGGUGGCCUUUGGUGCAGCGGGGCCAGGAACACUAUGAGCAGCUUUACAUCUAUGAUCGAGCCGGUCCAAGCGGGAGUGCUCGGGCUUUGAGCUUUGAGGAGAUCUGGAAGGCGCAGGGCAGAACGGCAUCGGAGUGGAAAGCAACGGUGGCUUCAUGUGAAGGAGUACCGGUACACGCAUUUGAUGAAGGGUGCAAGGGCACGGGGGCCAGAACCGCCGAGACGUUGCUGGCGGUAGCGGCCGCUGUGGCGUGUGACAAAGGAGUUCUACGAGCAGGAGCAAUCAGGGAUGGCCGGAGCGAUGAGAGUCUGGCAAAACUACUGCUCUGGCUUCGGAGAUGGAAACAAGGAGAGUUUGGCAGAGAGGGCCAGACGAGAAAAGCUGGAGGUGCCGCGCGGCGUCGAGUGGUUCCAUUGGGAGAGGCUUUGUGGCUGCAAGCCCUGGAGGACGAAGAGAACUUCGGGGACUGGAGGGCUGGAGGUCGACUCGCAAGGGAGCCAAAGAACAAGCCGCUUGGCCAGCAUCGUCACUGCACGGGCGGAAUGCCCAUUUGA